Miscanthus lutarioriparius is the source of this 549-nucleotide messenger RNA. The record is from the annotation of a GenBank genome assembly. NCBI's taxonomy places the organism in Eukaryota, Viridiplantae, Streptophyta, Magnoliopsida, Poales, Poaceae.
AUGCUCUUGGCCUACGUCCUCAUCUUCCUCCUCCACCUGUCCGCCUCGACCUGCUAUGCCACCAGCCGGAACCAACACCUCCUCUUCGCUGGGCGCGCCGACGACGCCACCGCUCUUUUGCCGGCGAAGAUCCAUCAUCAUCACCACCGCCACACCGCCAAGGCAGAGGUUCUGCCCGACUACAACGACGUGCGGCAUUACCACCCUAAGAUGAUGGCGCGGUGGGGAGGAGGGGCACCGCCUCGGCCGCCGUCGACGUCGCCCAGCGUGGAGUUGGCUGGCAUCGGAGGCGCGCCGCCGCCGCCCUCGUUGUCAGCCGUGGAGAUGGAGCCUAAAGGCGUCGAAGGCGCGCCAUCGCCGCCGGGGAAGCGGGACACCAGCGCGGCGUUGGAGCCGUCACCGUCACCGAUGCCAUCGCCACCACACGGCGAGGGCGCGUCGUCGUCGGAUGCCUCUGCGACGGGGCAGGAGGAGAGCGCGGCGAGCGACGACGUGGACGUGAACGCGGACUACGACGGGCCCAUGACGCACCCUCCCUCGCAUAACUAG